This is a messenger RNA of Photinus pyralis (common eastern firefly), 1243 nucleotides long. RefSeq names its product zinc transporter ZIP3-like. The coding region runs from base 38 to 1081 and encodes 347 amino acids. The transcript has a single exon. Gene Ontology annotation, molecular function: zinc ion transmembrane transporter activity. Gene Ontology annotation, cellular component: plasma membrane. Lineage: Eukaryota; Metazoa; Arthropoda; Insecta; Coleoptera; Lampyridae. Gene Ontology annotation, biological process: zinc ion transmembrane transport. The record is from RefSeq and is a predicted model, not a curated record.
AUUCACCUAAUUCAUGUAAAUCGUUCGAAGCGUAAUCAUGGACAUUAUCAGCACAAAAGUGUUAGUGGCAAUUCUGUUUGGAAUUAUACGCUUUGUUUUCGGAAUUCUUCCCAUUCACAUAUGCACCUGGUUAAAGAUAAGUGGAAACGUCGAACACGGUCAUCGUGUCGUCAACGAAACUAAAAGGAAAACCUUGAAUUGCUACGUGGUUUUAGUGCAAUCAUUUGGCGGGGGUGUCUUAUUUGCGACGUGUUUCCUCCAUAUGAUACCCGAAGUAUAUUAUUCCGUCCAAGACCUGAGAAAAUUCGGAAAGCUGGAAGGUGAUUACCCAUACUCGCAGUUGGUGGUCUCUUUCGGAUUUUUUCUGAUCUACUUUUUGGAGGAGUUGAGCCAGUGGCUUCUUGCGAAGGUUCCCAAAGAGCCUUGCCCUUCGACCAGCACCUCGUCGACCACCUCAGUCAUUUCAAAGGAAAACAAAAUCGUUCCAGAGCAACAAAAUGGAAAGAACGUCGACGAGGAAACGCAGGGAAACAUUAAUCCAUCAGUUGAGCUGGAGUUGAAUCCCGAAAUUAACGCGGAGCUCGAAGAAAUCAUCGAGGAGGAAAUCAAGACCAGGCAGCAGAUUUUCAGGUGCAUUCUAAUCGUUCUGGCUUUAUCGUUUCACGCCAUCUUCGAAGGCUUGGCGAUAGGUUUGCAAAACUCUGUAUCAAAUAUAUGGUAUUUGUUUACAGCUGUCUCCAUUCACUCGGCGACUAUCCUGUUUUGUAUUGGACUUGAAAUCUUUUUGGCGGGCACCAAGCCUAAAACGAUCGUGAUUCAUAUGUUUUUUUUAGCAAUUACGAGUCCCAUUGGAGUCGUCUUAGGGAUAACUAUUAGUUUAACAACUGAAAUGCACACGAGCGCUAAGUCGCUUGCCGUUGUAUUCUUGGAAGGUCUAUCGGCGGGCACAAUUUUGUAUAUUACGUUUUUUGAGGUACUGAGUCGGGAAAAAGAAAGAAGAGUUUAUAUUUUAAAGCGCGCUGUAUUUUUGGGAAUUGGAUUUUCCUUAAUGGCAGGUCUGGAAUGUAUCAAAAUUGAGUAAGUUAAGUACUUGUACUUACAAAAAAUAUUGGUCUUCCACGAAUAAUUACCAGAUGGCAAAUAUUUUAGUAACUUUGCCUUGUAGCUGUAGGUAAAUGUUUUGAACUGUGCUCCAGUGCUUAUUAUGAGAAUGAAGUAAAUUUAAUUUGAUUAAAUUAUUAAA